GAGCCGAUACUGUGCCACUGCACUCCAGCCUGGGCGACAGAGCGAGACUCCGUCUCAAAAAAAACAAAAAGGAAAGCGGAAUCUACACCUUCUCGGCCAGCGGUAGCAACUGCAGAACUGCAGGAGACAAUCUUUCUAGACAAGGCAGUUGAGGAGGAGGGAGCGCUUGAGGGGGACUGGCCUGGCAUGCACUCCGCACCUCGGGGAUGUUAUUGCGUGUGGAACGGCUGCUUUUGGAAGACUAUUGCCCAGAAGAAAAGAUGUUUGGUUUUCACAAGCCAAAGAUGUACCAAAGUAUAGAGGGCUACUGUAUUUGCAGAGCUAAGUCCUCCAGUUCUCAAUUCACUGACAGUAAACGCUAUGAAAAGGACUUCCAGAACUGUUUUGGAUUGCAUGAGACUCGUUCAGGAGACAUCUGCAAUGCCUGUGUCCUGCUUGUGAAAAGAUGGAAGAAGUUGCCAGCAGGAUCAAAAAAAAACUGGAAUCAUGUGGUAGAUGUAAGGGCUGGACCCAGUCUAAAGACUACAUUGAAACCAAAGAAAGUGAAAACUCUAUCUGGGAACAGGAUAAAAAGCAACCAGAUCAGUAAACUGCAGAAGGAAUUUAAACGUCAUAAUUCUGAUGCUCACAGUACCACCUCAAGUGCCUCCCCAGCUCAAUCUCCUUGUUACAGUAACCAGUCAGAUGACGGCUCAGAUACAGAGAUGGCUUCUGGUUCUAAUAGAACACCAGUUUUUUCCUUUUUAGAUCUCACAUACUGGAAAAGACAGAAGAUAUGUUGUGGGAUCAUCUAUAAAGGCCGUUUUGGGGAAGUCCUCAUUGACAGACAUCUCUUCAAGCCUUGCUACAGCAAUAAGAAAGCAGCUGCCAAGAAGCCAGAGGAGCAGGGGCCAGAGCCCCUGCCCAUCUCCACUCAGGAGUGGUGACUGAGGUUUUUAUGUAGAAGGGGAACAAAAAAAAAACAUCUAAAUUUUGAAAAGACCACAAAGCAACAAACUGACCCUCUGUUUUGUUUGUUUGUUUUUUUUGAGAUGGAAUCUUGCUCUUGUUGCCUAGGCUGGAGUGCAGUGGCGUGAUCUUAGCUCACUACAACUUCCGCCUCCCGGGUUCAAGUGAUUCUCCUGCCUCAGCCUCCCAAGUAACUGGGUUUAUAGGUGCCCACCACCAGACCCAGCUAAUUUUUUAGUUUGUGUAGAGAUGGGGUUUCACCACGUUGGCCAGGCUGGUCUCAAAUGACCCUCCCAUUUUUAACUUGGAUAUCUGCUAUUCUGCCAAAAGACAAUUUCUAGAGUAGUUCUGAAUGGGUUGAUUUCCCCCAGUCCCACAAACUCUGAAGCCAGUGUCUAGCUUACUAAAAAAAGAGUUAUACAUAAUAUUUAAGAUGCUGAGUAUUUCAUAGGAAAGCUGAAUGCUGCUGUAAAGUGCUCUUUAAGUCUUUUUUUUUUCUUUUAAUCCCCUUCUAAUGAAUGAAACUAGGGGAAUUUCAGGGGACAGAGAUGGGAUUUGUUGUAUGAUAAACUGUAUGUAGUUUUUAGUCUUUCUGUAUUGAGAAGCAGUGGUUGGGGCAUUUUUUAAGAUGGCUGGCUACUCUUGUUUUCCCUCACGAUAAUAAAUUUGUCAUAACUC
Messenger RNA from Chlorocebus sabaeus (green monkey), 1626 nucleotides. Lineage: Eukaryota; Metazoa; Chordata; Mammalia; Primates; Cercopithecidae. The record is from RefSeq and is a predicted model, not a curated record.